AUACAUAAUAAAAAUAAAAAUUAUUCUUCUCUAUCAUUUAAAUAUAUAAAAAUGGAAAGUUAAUAUUUUGAUUUCGAAGUAGAAAUAAAAAAACUACACACAAAUUAUAUUUCUUAAAAUGCUUAUUUUUAAGUUUCACUAUAAAAAGAUGAUAAUAUAAUUGAAAAUAAAAGAAAAAUUCCUUUUAAUGUUUAUAAUUAUGACUUGAAUAUAAAUGAAAUAUUUUAAUUUAAAUAAAAAUUUAAAAUGAACUAAAAAAAAAAUGAUAUAGAAAAUGAAUAUGCUGAAAUUUAAUUUCAAAUAUACUAAGAUGAAAAAGAAAAACAAAUUUUUGGAAUUUAUUAAAUAAACUUAAGUGACUAUAUAAAAAAGUAUCCAAAUAAUAAUUAUAAUAUUAAUGAUUUUUUAAAUAACUGUUAAUAUAAAACCACAAAAAUAUUUUUUGAUAUCAAAUUUGAAAGGUCUGAUAUUUCUACAUCUUCAAGUGAAAAUUCUUGUUCAAUGAAAUUUAUUACAGAAAUAAAAUAAUAAAGUCCUUGUUAAUCAAAAUAGUAAAUUCAUAAAAGCAUCGAAUACAGUGGAGUUAAGUAACCAAAUACUAAUUCUUUAACUCCAAAAAUUAAAUUGACAUCAUAAAAUCGUUUUUAUACAUAAAAUUAGAUUGAAAAAAAAAAGUGAAUAUAUAAAUACAAAAAUAAAAAGAUGAAUAUUUAAAUUACGAGACUUUAAAAUAAUUAAUUAAUUUGAAAAAAAAAUAUAUAUAAUAAUAGAAAAUGUAAAAGAGUUUUUCCUAAAGAUUUAAUGAUUAAAAAAAAUAAAUUUAACCUUCAAGAAGUUUUAUG
This is a messenger RNA of Ichthyophthirius multifiliis, 842 nucleotides long. RefSeq lists its product as hypothetical. The record is from RefSeq and is a predicted model, not a curated record. The annotation marks the transcript as partial. The transcript is spliced from 5 exons. NCBI's taxonomy places the organism in Eukaryota, Ciliophora, Oligohymenophorea, Hymenostomatida.